This is a messenger RNA of Paramuricea clavata, 2187 nucleotides long. NCBI's taxonomy places the organism in Eukaryota, Metazoa, Cnidaria, Anthozoa, Malacalcyonacea, Plexauridae. The record is from the annotation of a GenBank genome assembly.
AUGGAUUCUAUAUGUAUCGUGGUGUCUCCUUUGAUAUCAUUGAUGCAAGAUCAAGUGGCAUCUUUGCGUAAAAGGGGGAUCGAAGCAAUUCAUAUUGGUGCCGACACUACUUCGCAAGAAGGGGAUGAUGUUAAAAGCGGAAAAUAUAAUUUGAUAUUUGCCAGUCCCGAGGCACUGCUGAACAAACAUCGAUAUAUCUUUCGUGGAAAACUUAAAGAUUCUCUUAGAGCUGUGUUUGUGGAUGAGUGUCAUUGUAUUGCAAAGUGGUUAGUAUUCACUGAUUUUUGUUUUUGAAUCUGAAAUAUAUAUAUAUAUAAUUAUUAUAUAAACGUAUUGUACUUGCUGUACGCCUAUAAUAGAGUCGACUUUAAUAAUUUAAAAUUUAUAUUUUUAUUCGUUAAUAAUUUUUAUAAUAAUUUUAAAUGCAAAUGUAACUUUUAUAUGUAACAUACUAACAUGGGUGGCAUUUAGAGGAACUUGGAGGGCCACCGCCGGGAUACCCCCUCAGAAAUGUAUUUGUUGCCAAUAUGUAUACAACAAUUUGCAAACCAAAAUGUGAAUUCCCUGUUUGUCAUGUUAUGUUUGUAGUUGAACUGGAUAAAAAAUUAACAGUUGUCCUUAUUUUUUUAAACUGUUUGAGAGGGUAUGACUUUACAUCCUUGCCCCCCUGUAUUUGCAUCAUUCAUUUCAGCAGAGAUAGGUAGUACUAUUAUAGUUUAGAAAUUUGGAAUCAAAAUAACUUCUGAAAUAAUAACAUGCAUUAUGUUUGUGUUUCAUUUACUUUAUAGGGGUGAAGACCAUGCUGGCAAGGAAGCACCAUUCAGAGUUGAUUAUUCUCGACUUGCUGAACUUCGAUCACUAUUGAAGAAAGAAGUGCCAUUUAUAACACUUACAGCUACUGCAACUAAAAGUACUAAGAACAUUAUUAUUAAUAGUUUGUGCAUGAAAGGUUGUGUGGAAAUUUUGGCCAAUCCUAAUCGACCCAGUACACGUUACUCAGUUGCUGUUAUAGAUAUUGAUGAUCUUUAUUCAUCAUUCAGUUGGUUAAUUGAGCAGUUACAGAACCACAAUGUCAAUACGCCCAAGGUAGUAAUUUUUUGCAGACGAAAACAACACAUGAGAGAUUUGUUUGAACUUUUCAGUGUCUGUUUGGGUGGUAAGGCUUACUAUAUGCCUACUGGUACAGAGCCCAAAGAUGACAGAAGUCGUUUAUUUGCCAUGUAUCACAAAAUGACAGACAAGCAUGUAAAACGAACUGUUGAGGAAGAGUUUUGCAAACCAAAUGGGAGUGUUCGUGUGCUUUUCUGUUCCAUUGCCUUUGGAAUGGGAGUAAAUGUAAGGAAUAUUUAUCUUGACAUACACCUUGGCCCAUCAGGAGAUAUAGAUGACUAUCUUCAAGAAACAGGAAGAGUAGGUAGAGAUACAUCUCAGAUCAGCCAUGCAGUGUUAUUAAAGUUUAAAGGCUGCACUGCAAGCAAGAACAUCACAAAGGAGAUGAAAUGCUAUAUUAAUAAUGAUACCAUGUGCAGAAGGGAAAUUCUUUUAAGGGCAUUUGGUCAUACAUCAGAAGAUAGAGUAUUGCAUGCAUGUUGUGAUAUAUGUGCACGGAAUUGUAAAUGCUUGUGUGAUUGCAAGAAAAAUGAUUGUACAUGUUCAACAAAAUGUUUACAUAAUGAAUACCUAUCUGAAAUGGAGAAGCACCUAUUAAAUAUUUGCCAGGAAAAUGCUGCAUCAAAAUCCACAGCAAAGGUCAAUAAUGUCACACAGAAGAAUGCUGCAAGACUAAGAACAUAUCUUUUUGACUUAAGGUUAACAUUAACAAGUAGUUCAGGUACUUCAAAUGCAAGUAAUGAAGUCAAUCUUCUCACAGGAAUCGAUAUAACUACAGGUUAUAGUAAAAGUCUCAUUGACAGUAUUGUGAAGAACAUAAACUAUAUAAAAGACAAAUCUUACCUGAGCGAUAACUUUCCAUUCUUUUCAAAUGAGCAUGUUAAAAGAACAUGGGAAAUAAUAGAACUUGUGCUGGAUAACAAUGACUCAGAUGAUGAUGAUGAUGAAAGUGAUAAUGUUAUCAAUGAGACCUGUCCAAUUCAGGUAUGUAAUUCUGAAACUGGCUAUUCAUCACCUUGUAACAGUAUCAAUAGUGAUAAUAGCACCGAAGAAUUUUCAGAAGAAUCAGAUUAUUAA